UGUGAAACACGGACAUUCGUUCCGCAAUCUAAAUGCUACGUCGAUGUUCUCGCGUUUUCUUUUAAACUAGAUACUUAUUAUAAGCAGGAAUAUUUUACAUGCGUAUUGAGUCGUUAGGUGGCUAACAACAGCUUUCAGCCUCUCCUGAACAAAUCGUUUUUUGUGAAGACGCGAUGUGAAGUCUGUUGUGAAGGUUCCGGAUGACACACGGGGACAAACAAACCGGAGCACGAUAACACAGGAGUGGGUUUGCCCGGUUGCUACAGUUUUACUGAGGUGCCCCUCUCCUAUGGAUUCACUCAACACUUUUGAAUCAGAGAUGGAGGCUGACGGUCAGGGGAACUACUCUCUGUUUCCCGCGCUGGACAGCAUCGCGAGUCUAUCCGGGACCGCCGAGACUCUGGAGAGCGAACCCCCGAGUGAAAUAGCAGAGAAGCCGAACCUCACGUGGCUCGAUGCUGCACAGAUCGUCUUGGAAGAAGCUGGACGUCCAAUGCACAUAAAGGAGAUUAAGCAGAGGAUCAUCGACAGGGGACUCGUUCAAUCCAACGCCAAAUCCAGCCUGGAGGCCGUCAUGUACCGUGAGACACAAAAAGGCAGCAGGCGAUUCAAGAGGAUUGAGAACAGAAACGGAGUCUUUGCACUGCUGACGGACGAGGAGAGGCAGCAGGCCCUGCAGGCCUUCACCGCCCAGUCCUUCCUCGGCUCUCCGCAGCACAACACCUCCUCCAGUUCUGGCUCGGGGGCCUCGGGCAACGCCUUCCCCUCCCCCACCAGUUCUUCGGAGCACCGGGCCAAGAUGAAGAGAGGCCCGCGGCAAAAGCAAAAUGAAAAGUACCAACUCAAGUACCUCAGACUGCGCAAAGCAGCCCGCACUAUGAUAUUUGAGAAUGCAGCCCUCCGUGAUGAAGUCGCCCACUUAGAAGAGAAGUUUCUGAGAGCCAAGGAGGAGCGGAGGUUCCUACUGAAGUCCUUGCUGCAGUACCAGUCUUUUUCAGAGGGGGAGCUACUGCCCACACCUAGCGCCAGCUCUCAUCCACCGCCGGGCGCAUUGACCUCGGGGGCUGCAGGGGCUUCAGGCCCGUCCGGGGGGCACAACCCGGCGUCGGUGGCUUCAACAGGGGAAGACGGACCGCUUAAAAAACCCAAGAAGGAAAGGAAAGAGCGAGGCCGGGAAAAUGGGAAGGAGGAAUUUCCAAAGAGGAUGUCCAAGAAGAGAAAGCUGGCCGACGGGUCUCGCAAACUGGUGCAGCCCAUCGCUCUGGACUCGUCUGGUCGGCCCGUCUUCCCCAUUGUUCUGGGCGGUUUAACGGUCUACAGCCUGGGAGAGAUCGUCACGGACAGAAUGCUGUUCCACGACGAGUGUGCCAUCUACCCGGCGGGCUUCUGCAGCACUCGGGUCUUUGCCGGCAUGAAGAGCCCCGACCAGCAGUGCCUGUACACCUGCCAAAUCAAGGAUGUGGGAGCCGGGCCGCAGUUUGAGAUCGUGCCUGAAGAAGAUCCCCAGAAUGCCAUCGUGGCGUCGUCGGCCCUGACGUGCCACGCCAAUCUACUGAAGGCCAUCGCGUCCGUCAGUUCCAAGUCUGUGGCGCCUAUCGUGCCAUCGGGGGCGGACUUCUUCGGCUUCUCGCACCCCACCAUCCAGAAUCUCAUCCAGAGUUGUCCCGGAGCGCGCAAAUGUAGCAACUACCGAUGGAUCCGCUUUGAGGUGUGUCGCUCAGGCGAGGGCCAGGUUCCCAGCAGCCUAUCAGAGGACGACGCCUCCGUCAACUUUGAGGCCUAUAUGAGACAUCGAGGCUUUGAUCAGAACAUCAAGACGGAGCACAUGACAGGACAGGCGCCGCAGUCCCCUAGCACGUCUCAUCAGCACCACCUGCCCUCCCCCGCCAUGAAGCCCUCCACCUCCUACUUCAGCUCCUGAUGCUCAGAGGGAAUCGGCCGGUGACUCCAGACAGCUGUACUGAACGUGUGGAGGAAUAGCUGAUGCAAAUGAACCGGAUGUGGCUGCUGAGCCAGUAAGAGAAAAACACCUGAUGACAAAACCAUUUCUGUACGCGUUUGAAUACGUGCUGGAUAUUUGAAAUUGAGUCCCGGUUGACGUCAAACUUGAACUGAAAUGAAAUAAGUACAAUGCUUUCCUUCUGUGAGUUUGGGUAAGUUAAAUUGGUAAUGUUGUUGUUGGUAAUAUUCUUAAAGUUGCACUAUAUUUUUUAGUGAGAAUAAUUUCAAAUUAAUAUUUUUUUUACUUUCCAGUUGAAGCUUUGGCCUUGAAUGUAACACACACACUUAGUUAGUGAGCAUUUAUUGAAUCAAAUCACAUUCAGUUAUGAAGAUAAGUGUGUUGUAACGUUGAAAUUCCAGAGUUUUGUUCAAAUUAAACAUCCGUCAGGCUUUUCUACA
This is a messenger RNA of Gasterosteus aculeatus aculeatus (three-spined stickleback), 2400 nucleotides long. The record is from RefSeq and is a predicted model, not a curated record. NCBI's taxonomy places the organism in Eukaryota, Metazoa, Chordata, Actinopteri, Perciformes, Gasterosteidae.